CGCACCACCCAUUAACUCUGUAACUUCAAAUAUUUCUCUCUCUAGCUUGCAGUUUCAGAUAGCAGAAGGUCAAAAUGUCAGGCAGAGGAAAGGGAGGUAAAGGUUUGGGUAAGGGUGGAGCUAAACGGCACCGUAAGGUGUUGAGGGACAACAUUCAGGGUAUCACGAAGCCGGCUAUUCGUCGUUUGGCUCGUAGGGGUGGUGUUAAGCGUAUCAGUGGUCUAAUCUACGAGGAGACGCGUGGUGUCCUGAAGAUUUUCCUGGAGAACGUCAUCCGUGAUGCUGUCACCUACACCGAGCAUGCUCGUCGGAAAACUGUCACUGCCAUGGAUGUUGUUUAUGCUCUCAAGAGGCAGGGUCGUACUCUUUACGGUUUCGGUGGUUAAGGUGCUAGGGUUAGGUGUACUUGGUGUAAAUGCUAUGUCGCAAUGGGGUUGUAGAAGUUCAGAGAUUAAUUUCUGUUUCCGAUCUAUCUCAGAUCUUAAGUUUGUAUUGAAGCGAAAUGAAAAUUUUGAAUUUUCUGUCAGCUGUGUCUUCGUCUGUUUCCAUUGACAACGUGGUGGCUGAAUUAUAGUUUCGUGGUUCUCAUUA
Messenger RNA from Sesamum indicum (sesame), 591 nucleotides. RefSeq names its product histone H4. The record is from RefSeq and is a predicted model, not a curated record. NCBI's taxonomy places the organism in Eukaryota, Viridiplantae, Streptophyta, Magnoliopsida, Lamiales, Pedaliaceae. Gene Ontology annotation, cellular component: nucleosome. Gene Ontology annotation, molecular function: structural constituent of chromatin; DNA binding; protein heterodimerization activity.